Messenger RNA from Pseudozyma flocculosa PF-1, 1377 nucleotides. RefSeq lists its product as uncharacterized. Bases 1 to 1377 code for a protein of 458 amino acids. The transcript has 3 exons. Lineage: Eukaryota; Fungi; Basidiomycota; Ustilaginomycetes; Ustilaginales; Ustilaginaceae. The record is from RefSeq and is a predicted model, not a curated record.
AUGCAGGCGCUUGGCCAGAGCAGCCUGGGCGGGCAAGGCUAUGUCGACCUCUCCGUCAAGGGUGCUGCACCCAAGCACCUCGGAGCUGGUAUCCUUUACGGCGUGCCGAACGACGCUGCCUACACGCCCGACAAGGCCCCCGUACUUCCCUCCGACCUGUUCAACGGCGCCGGCAUCAACGUUGUGCGAGCCGGCGGUGCUCAGAUCAAGGCCUACCCUGGCUUCGUGUCGAGUCUCGAGGGCUACAAGGGCCGGUUCAACUCGACGCUCCAGAACUACCGGUACGCGCGCGCCCACGGUGCCCAGUUUGUGCUGCUGCCCCACGACCUCUGGGGCGCCGACAGCUUCAACGCUGCCGCCAAAGUCUACCCCUGCGACAACGGCAACUGCGACCUGUACGGCAAGUUUCUCGACCAGCUGAUUUCGGACCUCAAGUCCAACGACAUGCUCUUUGGCAUGCACAUCGACAUCUGGAACGAGCCCGACAUCCAAGGCUUCUGGCCGCGCAGCCAGGACCAGUGGAUCCAGCAGUACAACUACGCCUACCGCAAGUACCGUGCCGCGCUGGGCCCGCAGGUGCUUCUCCAGGGCCCGACGACGUCGUCGCAGCCCAACAGCGGCAACGUCUGGUGGCAGAAGUUUGGUGCCAACAUCAAGGCCAACCCGGACGUGCAGCCGGACAUCUACUCGUUCCACCAGCUGCAGGGGCGCAAGGCAGCCAACUGCGGCAACGACCCCGUCGUCUCGGUCCAGGGCCUGGAGGACGUCAAGAAGGCCCACGGCCUGCCCGAUAGGCCGGUGCAGAUCAACGAGUAUGCCGGGAGCGACGAGCAGACGCCCGCCUACAGCGCCUGGUUCCUCGAGCGCUUCGAGCGGUCGGGCGCCUGGGGCCAGCGCGCCAACUGGGGCAUGUGGCACGGCCUGCACAACGACAUGGCCAAGCUGGUCGGUGGCGCUGACCAGGGAGCGUUCUACAAGCUGGGAGACUGGCACGUCUACCACUACUACACCCAAGUCCAGAGGGGCGUCGUGGCGCGGGCCGGUGCGACGGGUUCGAACUGCUACGACCUCUAUGCGACCCAGGAGCCGGACAGCGGCCUGAUCCACAUCCUCGCCGGCACGCGCGGCCAGACGGGCGCGUACCCGGUCGUCGUCAGCUCCCUCGGCUCCGUCGCGGCGUUCAAGGGCAAGACGUCGCUCCGCGUGCUCGUCAACGAGAUCCCGUACAACGGCGGCGGGCGCGUCGACGGACCCGUCACCGUCUCGCACGCCGACGUCGCCGUAGUCGACGACAAGCUCACCGUCAACCUCGACAUGAAGCUCGACAGCGCCUACACCAUCGACAUCUCGGUCCCGCCCGCCGCCGCUGCCCGUUGA